Molecule: messenger RNA, 1623 nt
Organism: Larimichthys crocea (large yellow croaker)
Lineage: Eukaryota; Metazoa; Chordata; Actinopteri; Sciaenidae
Gene: smtnl1
Product: smoothelin-like 1
Exons: 5
Coding region: 216-1604 (462 amino acids)
Molecular function (GO): protein binding
Source: RefSeq, a predicted model, not a curated record
ACACACACAUCUCAAACAAGAGGCAGUGCUGACAGAGAGGGAAAGAAAGGCAGGCAGAGGGGCAGAGGAGAGUCGUGAGAGACACUAAGCUGGAUUCACCUUUGACUGAAUGAAAACUUUUUAGGGAAGACAGGAGGGAUCAGUCUGAGGACAUUAGUUUUAAAAAGUCUGAAUUGACCUUUGAUCCAGUGGAUAAACAGAGAUUUCUGGACAUCAUGGAUGGAGAAUCAGCCACCCAGGAGAAACCUGAAUCCACAGAGAUGACCAGUGAGACUGACACCAACAACAACAACAACCAGAGUGAUGAGCCAGAGCUGGGGGAGAGUAAAGACCCAGAGAGCAAGACUCCAACAGAGGAGACAGCAGGAGGUCAGGGGGUAAAGGAGGAGGAAGAGGAGGGUUCGGUACCAGAACAAGGAGGUGACGAAGAGGCGAGCACUGGAGACACUGAUGAGCCCCAGACUACUGCGUCAGAGCAUGCUGAAGGUGACGCUGAAGAAGCCGGACACAAUAAAGAUAAAGUCUCUGCAGAUGUUGACGUGAAAGAUCCUGAAACAACGAGUGGGCCAAAAGAUGGGGAGGGAAAGAGAGAGAAGGACAUGGAGGGUGAGAAGGUAGAAGAAGUGAAGAGUUGUGAGACUGGGAGAGAUGGAGAGGAGAUGAAGGAGAAAGAGAAAGAGAAGAGUAAAACAGAGGAAAAGGCAAAAGAAGUAGAAAAGGAUGUGAAUGAAAAUGCAGCAAAAGCAGCAGAGAAGACCAAAAAAGUCAAGGAAAUGGACGCAGAGACGAAAGACAAAGGAAAGAUGAAGGAGGCAGAAAAGCAAGGGAAACCUAAAAGAAAGAGUGGUCCUCCUUCCUCUUCUCUCUCUCGACCGAGACCCUCUGCACGCUCCAUUAGAGCAGCCGCUAAAAACGACAUCAUUGCCAAGUUUCAACAAGGUGCACCAGAGACACCAAUACCCCGCAACUUCAAGAUUCAGAAGUCAUCUACAGCUUUGGCUACAGGAGCUUCAAUCAAACAGAAGAUGCUUCAGUGGUGUCGCAGCAAGACUCGCAAUUAUGAGGGUGUCAACAUAGAAAACUUCUCAUCAUCCUGGUGUGAUGGGCUGGCCUUCUGUGCCCUGAUUCAUCGUUUCUUUCCUGAUGCUUUUGACUACAGCUCCUUAAAUGCAAAGGAGAGGGAGAAAAACUUCACCCUGGCUUUCCAAACAGCAGAGUCCCUGGCUGACUGCUGCCCUCUGCUGGAAGUGGGUGACAUGCUCAUGAUGGGUAACAACCCGGACCCAAUGUGUGUGUUCACAUAUGUCCAGUCCCUCUGCCACAGUCUCUCCAAAAUAGAGAAAGCGAGGAAGGACAAAGAAAAUGAGAAGAAAGACAAGGCUGGUGAUGAGGGAGAAGAAAAAGAGACGGGAGAAGCUGUGGCAGAGGAGGAGGUGUCCCAGGAGAAGGAUGAGGGAGAGUCUGCAGAGAAUGGAACGAUGGAGAGCCGAGAGGAGAAACUGGGAAAUGUUACAGAGACAGAGGGAACUGUAGAGGAGGAAAACGCACCAAACAGCUGUGAAAUGGAAACAGAUGAAGGAGUGUUAGUCGAGGCAGAGUCCUAGAAAAAAUCCUGACAACAAA